AUGGAAAACAGUCGGAAAAGAAAAGCAGUCAACUUUAUUUUCGUUUGUUUGAAUGAAAGCAGUGAUUCUGAUGAUGAAGAUGAUGAUUUAACAGACGUUUUGGUGGCAAUGUCAGAACUGAAUCCUCAGAGAAGAAAACCUCAGAACAGGCACAGGCAAAGAAAUUAUGUGGAAAAUGUUGUAGCCAAUUUCCGCAUUGAUGAAUUCAAAACUUUUUUUCGCAUUGGAAGAGUCAGCAUGCAGUGCUUACAAGAAAAAAUAUGCGAGACUUGCUUGGAGGAAAAUAUAUCUGGAAUUUUAUGUAGAGAAGCAUCAGGAGGAACUGUCCAGAAACCUCUUCCAGACCGAAUCCUGAUGUUUCUUUGGUUUAUGUCAAGCCAAGAUAAAUAUGCCUCAAUUGCAGACAGAUUUGGAAUGAGCGAGUCAACAUCUUCCUAUGCAAUACGCAACCUAAUAGCAUUUAUUCACGAUCAUUUGUUAUCAAAAGUAGUUGCAUGGCCAACAGUUGCAGAACAACAAGAAAUCCAAGACAUGUAUUGGGACCUAAAACGCUUUCCAGGAAUUGUCGGGAUGAUUGAUGGUACCCAUAUCUCAAUAACUAAACCAGCAGAAAGAGGUAUCGACUAUUACAACAGGAAAGACUACUACUCAGUUGUAUUGCAAGCAGUGGUCCGGGAAGACCUUCGUUUCAUUGAUGUGUUUGCAGGAUUUCCCGGUAAAGUUCAUGACGCAAGAAUUUUCCACAAUUCUCCUUUGUUUAUACAUGGACAAGCUCUAUGUCGUGAGGGUCAUUUAUUGGGAGAUUCGGCGUACCCAAACCUAACUUGGCUGUUAACCCCGUUUCGGGACAAUGGUCAUCUCACUGAGGCUCAGAAUCACUUCAAUUAUGUUCACAGCAGCAUUAGAAGUAAUGUUGAAAGAGCCUUCGGAAUACUGAAAGGUCGAUUUAAACGUCUGAAACACAUUGACCAAAAAAAUGUCUCGGACAUUGUACGAACAAUACUUACUGCAUGUGUUUUGCAUAACAUCUGCAUUUUAAAUCACGAUGAGUUCGAAGAACUUGUUAAUGAGGACAAUAAUGUUCCCCAGCUGCUACCUUUCUUUGAAAAUUAUGAUCAAAAUGCAUUGAAUGAUGGAGCAAUCAAAAGACUUAAUAUUGCAAGGCAAUUAUGA
Messenger RNA from Saccostrea echinata, 1173 nucleotides. RefSeq names its product putative nuclease HARBI1. NCBI's taxonomy places the organism in Eukaryota, Metazoa, Mollusca, Bivalvia, Ostreida, Ostreidae. Bases 1 to 1173 code for a protein of 390 amino acids. The transcript has 2 exons. The record is from RefSeq and is a predicted model, not a curated record.